AUCAAUUCAUUUUAUUUUUUACAAUGGGUAAUCCUCGCGUUUUCUUUGAUGUUUCCAUCGGCGGUAAGCCCGAAGGACGUAUCGUUUUCGAACUUUUCAAAGACGUUGUUCCCAAGACUGCUGAGAAUUUCCGUGCUCUCUGUACUGGUGAAAAGGGUAUCGGUGCUAGUGGAAAGCCUUUGUCCUACAAGGGAAGUAUCUUUCAUCGUAUUAUCAAGAACUUCAUGCUUCAAGGUGGUGAUUUCACAGCUGGUAACGGUACUGGUGGAGAAUCCAUUUAUGGUGAAAAGUUUGAAGAUGAAAACUUUGUUUUAAAGCACGAAAAGCCCUUCUUGUUAUCAAUGGCCAAUGCUGGACCUGGCACCAACGGCUCUCAGUUCUUCAUCACUACAGUACCUACACCUCAUUUGGACGGUAAGCAUGUUGUCUUUGGUAAAGUCUUGAAGGGCAAGGCUGUGUGCCGUACUCUUGAAUUUUUGGAAACCAACAACGACAAGCCUCUUAAGGAUGCUGUUAUCACCAACUGUGGUGAAUUAGCUGAAGGUGAGGAUGAUGGUAUCCCCGUGAGUGAUGAUGGUGAUGAUUUUGAAGAAUUCCCUGAUGAUUAUGAGGGUCCUAAGGAACCCACUGACAUUGUCGAAAUUGCUAGCAAGCUUAAGGAUAUUGGUAACAGUUACUUUAAAAAGGGGGACUAUGAAAAGGCCUCUAGAAAGUAUCUCAAGGCAAUUCGUUAUUUGAACGAUAAGCCUGCAUUUGAUGAAGAGGAUCCUGAGGAGCUUCGUGUUAAAUUCGCCUCUGUGAAGAUCCCUUGUUUCCUUAACAGAGCUAUGUGUGGUAUCAAAUUAGGUGAAAACUCAGAUUGUAUCAAGGUCACCACCAUGGUUUUAGAAUACGAUGCUAAAUACUUGAAGAAGGCUGAUAUUACCAAGGCUUAUUACCGCCGUGGUAUGGCCAAGGUCAAUAGCAAAGACUUGGAGGGAGCUAUUGAAGAUUUCGAAAAGGCUCAUGAAAAUGAUCCUGAGGAUGCUGGUAUUAAAAAGGAACUUGCCAGUACAAAGGCAAAGUUAGCUGCCAAAAAGCAAAAGCAAAAGGAAGCCUACUCCAAGUUGUUUGCUUAA
Mucor mucedo is the source of this 1118-nucleotide messenger RNA. RefSeq names its product peptidyl-prolyl cis-trans isomerase D. Gene Ontology annotation, biological process: protein peptidyl-prolyl isomerization; protein folding. Gene Ontology annotation, molecular function: peptidyl-prolyl cis-trans isomerase activity; protein binding. The transcript has 6 exons. The record is from RefSeq and is a predicted model, not a curated record. Lineage: Eukaryota; Fungi; Mucoromycota; Mucoromycetes; Mucorales; Mucoraceae. The coding region runs from base 24 to 1118 and encodes 364 amino acids. Gene Ontology annotation, cellular component: intracellular membrane-bounded organelle.